Molecule: messenger RNA, 1782 nt
Organism: Lachnellula hyalina
Lineage: Eukaryota; Fungi; Ascomycota; Leotiomycetes; Helotiales; Lachnaceae
Product: 2-isopropylmalate synthase
Exons: 3
Coding region: 1-1782 (593 amino acids)
Biological process (GO): L-leucine biosynthetic process
Cellular component (GO): mitochondrion
Molecular function (GO): 2-isopropylmalate synthase activity
Source: RefSeq, a predicted model, not a curated record
AUGCCAAUGAUUCCCAAUCCAUCCGAAAAAUAUGCUCCCUUCAACCCUCCCACCCUUGCAGACAGAAAGUGGCCCUCCAAAACCAUCACACAAGCGCCCCGUUGGCUGGCAACAGAUCUUAGAGAUGGAAACCAGAGCCUUGCAUUCCCUAUGACGGUUGAGCAGAAGUGGACUUACUUUCAACUGCUUGUGCGCAUGGGCUUCAAGGAAAUUGAUGUGUCGUUUCCUAGUGCGUCUGACACUGAGUUCAUGUUCACCCGCAAACUCAUCGAGACACAAUAUGCAGUACCCGAAGAUGUUUGGCUUCAGGUCCUUUCACCAUGUCGUCGAGAGUUGAUCCGAAGAACCGUGGAUAGUAUCCAAGGAGCUGAAAAAGCAAUCAUAAGUUUAUAUAUUGCUUCCAGUCACUCUUUUCAAAAGACAAUCUUUGGAUUGUCUAAUGAGGAUGUUCUGAAUAUUGCAGUUGAUUGUGUGCGAUACACGAAAUCGAUCACCAAAGAUGAUCCUAAUCAGCAAAAGACGACAUGGAAUCUGAUGUUUAGCCCCGAAGCAUUCUCAGACACAGACACCUCCUAUGCUAUUGCUCUCGGUGAGGCUGUAAGGAAUGCUUGGGAACCAACGGUUGACGUGCCUAUGAUUCUGAAUCUCCCGGCCACAGUUGAGAUGAGUACGCCAAACACCUUUGCUGAUCAAGUCGAAAUUUUCUGUCGAGGAUUUCCACGAGAAGAUGUCACCGUCUCGUUACAUCCACACAAUGAUCGUGGUUGUGCUGUAGCCGCUGCAGAACUUGGACAAUUGGCUGGUGCUCGCCGCGUGGAAGGCUGCUUGUUCGGAAACGGCGAGCGAACAGGAAAUGUUGACCUUGUAACGCUAGCACUGAACCUCUACACCCAAGGGAUUGACCCGCACCUUGACUUUUCCGAUCUUCCAAGUAUUCGAAAGACCAUCGAGUGCCUCACUCGAAUCCCCGUUCACACUCGUGCGCCAUACGCUGGCGAUUCUGUCUUUCUAGCCUACAGUGGUUCCCACCAAGAUGCAAUAAACAAGGGCUUCAAGAGGUGGAACAACCCAAAUCCAGGCCAGAAAAAUCUCUGGAAGGUGCCUUAUCUACCACUGGACCCAAGCGAUAUAGGUACCACUUAUGAAUCCAUUAUCCUUGUAAAUUCCCAGAGUGGCAAGGGCGGUGUUGCAUGGACACUGGAGAAAUCGGUGAACUUGGAUAUGCCCAAGGAAUUGCAACAUGAUUUUUCUCAAACCGUGAAACGCAGGGCUGAUGAGGUUGGCAGAGUUUUGACUUCUGUGGAGAUACAGGACAUUUUCUUCUCUGAAUACCAUGUUAUAAAGAAAGAUCCGAGAAUCUUAAAGUAUGAAGUGGAACGCCGGCAAAAUGACGGGCUUUUUAUGGUCAGUGCCAUACUUAUUAUAAACGGUUUCGCUCGGCGCAUUCAAGGGGUGUCAGAUACUGUGGGAAGUGCGAUUUCUAGUUCCAUUGCCAUUGGUACUGGUCUGCAAAUAUCUUUCGAGGUCUUUGAGCGCAACUGGAGCAAGGAGGGAGGGACACGAAGAAUCGCUAUUGCAAAGUGCCAAUUGAAGAACGUACUUUGUGGUGCAUGGGGGGCCAGUAUGAACGAUUCUUGUGUGCAGGCCGAUUUACUGGCUUGUCUUUCAUCCCUUUUGAGUGUACAAGAACUUGCGCCGAGUUUGGGACUUUUGACUAUUACAACUAAUUUUGAAGAUACGCCAGCGACAUCUACAAAGGCUGCAGUGGAGUUGCGGCCGUAA